AUGACUGAACCCUACUACGGCCCACCCGACCACGACCUCGACAUCUCUGACAUCGAAUUCAACCCCCCACCAACAACCCCGAUCACCCCCAAGUCAGCACACCCUCAAGACGAACCCCAAUGGCCUCUAACCAACCAUGACCUCGACACCCUGGCGCGGUACCUCGCCGACAAACAACACCAUUACCACGCUCAGCAGCAUCUUUCCGUCUUGCAGCAGGCUAUCACAGGGUUACAAGAGACACAUCACUCGCUCCGGGGCGAGGUGGAAGGGCUGUUACGCGUGGCGUGUGAGAUAUUUUGUGAGGUGCAGAGUGCGAGGGUUUUACAGAUGCAAUACAAUAAUAACACCCAUUCAAUUACGCCCCAGCCUGAUAGCCGCCGGCUUAAUGGGCUCCAGCUCAACACUCAUCAGCUCCAGUCCGAGACGCAGGCUCAAAGUCCGAUAGCCCAAACCCAUGGUUGGAACCAGACCCAAGAUUGGGACCAGACCCAAGAUUGGGACCGAAGCUGGAAUCACACCGGCGGCCAAACCGGAGGCGACGCCAUGUAUGGGAUACGGCGGGAAAAACGACUACGAUUGUGGCAGCGGCAGCGACAGCGGCGACGGGAGUGUGGAGGUUGCAGAGUGGUGCGUAAGGUUCCGUGA
Messenger RNA from Dichotomopilus funicola, 648 nucleotides. RefSeq lists its product as uncharacterized. The coding region runs from base 1 to 648 and encodes 215 amino acids. Lineage: Eukaryota; Fungi; Ascomycota; Sordariomycetes; Sordariales; Chaetomiaceae. The record is from RefSeq and is a predicted model, not a curated record. The transcript has a single exon.